UUGCUCGCUAAGUAAUCUGGGUUGUAACAAUGGCUCUAGCAAACCUCGCCAGCCGCAGCACUGUCCCCCGCAAUGGGUUUGCAUGCCCGGUGCCUCGCUUGCACAGGACUGCAACACACGCAUGCAGGGCUCUUAAUCAGAAGCAAGGCUAUGGAGAAGAGGUCAGCACUCGCAACCCGCUGGAGCGGGCUGCUGUUAGUAUCGCAACGGCUGCAGCUUUGGUAAUGGGCACAUUUAGCCCGCUCGUGCUGGAGCCGCCAGCUGCUCACGCUAUUCUGGUUGCUAGCGACCCGAUCAAGAACGCCCAGGCCAUCCUCCGCUACGCGUUGCCAAUCGAGAACAAACCCAUUCGUCAAAUCCAGAAAGAACUCGAGGGAAUCAGCGAGGCCCUGAAGGUUCCGGGCUCGAAGUCCCUUGGGCCGGUCUCUCGGGCUGUUAGGGCGGCCCAGGAUGUUCUGUCUCGCCAGCGGGAUGCCAUCGUGAAGGACUUCGCCCCUGACAAGAAGGCUGCCGGUCUGGCCAGCAUUGAGCGGCUGCAGGCGGGGCUCAACGAGUUCCAGGCCAUUGUGGAGGCCAAGGACAAGCAGGCGGUGCCGGACAAGCAGCGGCAGGUGCUGAGCUACGUGGGCGACAUCGAGGAGGCGAUGGUGAAGGGCUUCCCCUUCCAGGUGCCGCCCGAGUACGCGGACCGCCCGCUGCUGCUGGGUCGCGCCACGCUGCAGAUGAAGGUCGACUGCGCCGAGACGCCCGAGGGCCCCCGGCAGGUGCUGCAGACCAUCGUGCUGGACGGCUACAACGCGCCCGUGUCGGCGGGGCAGUUCGCGGACCUGGUGGCGCGCGGGUUCUACGACGGCAUGGAGGUGCAGAGGGCGGACGGAUUCGUGGUGCAGACGGGCGACCCCGAGGGGCCGGCGGAGGGGUUCGUGGACCCCGCGACUGGGGAGAUCCGCAGAGUCCCCUUCGAGGUGCGGGUGGUGGGUGAGAAGGAGCCCAUCUACGACUUCACGCUGGAGGACCUGGGCCGCGUCAACGAGCAGCCCGUGCUGCCGUUCAACGCGUACGGCACGCUUGCCUGGGCUCGCAACGAGUUUGAGAACAACUCCGCCUCCAGCCAGGUGUUCUUCCUGCUCAAGGAGAGCGAGCUGACGCCCACGGGGUCCAACCUGCUGGACGGGCGCUUCGCGGUGUUUGGGUACAUCACGGAGGGGCAGGACGCACUGGCGGAUUUCAAGGUUGGCGACAAGAUUGAGUACAUCAAGAUUGUGGACGGCGCGCAGAACCUGAAGAACGGGCCGAAGGCGUGAUCAGAAACGCUUGCACAUAAGUGAUGGCUGGAGGGAUUUUGUUGGUAGUGGAUCCUUCUCCACUUUUUCUUCCCGAGCCCGGCUCUGAUUUUGAUAGCUGGUUUUUGCCGUGGGGCGGAUGGAGCCAAUGAUGCAAGGUUGUCAACUUGCACGGAAGGAUUGCACGGAUACAGCUAAUAGGGAAAUAACAUGCCUUUUGUGGAAUAAUACUACAUAGCCGUUACUGUAUUGCUGUAUUAUCAGAACAUUUAAGGGCGGAGUCAACGACAACGCCGCAAGCCUCUUACCUUGCUAAGACUGUAAAUAAGUUUGGCACAAGUUUCAGGGCCAUUUUACAUACAUUUAACCUACGACACAGCUAGUUGCUUGAAGCGUGCGACCCACAACCAGAGAAAUGGCGUCUCCCGAUGGGCAACAGGUCUCGCCCGAGCUCCAGCAGUUCAUUGCCCGGGAGUCUCAAGUGGCUCAGAUUCAAAGCAUGAUUGCUACGCUCACCGAGGUUUGCUGGGACACCUGCGUCCAAGCUCCUGGGAGCUAUCUGUCGAGCAAGGAGCAGUCGUGCUUGGAGAACUGCGCGAAGCGCUUCGUUGAGACGACACAAUACAUUCUGCAGCGGGCGGCACAUAAGGCCGAUUCUGGCUCGGGCUUCUAAAUAGUGCACGGUGUUACGGACCUGGUGUUAUGUCGUUGGGGAUAAAGGUGGCGAAGGUUGUAUUAGAAAGCCCAUCCGAUGGGCAUCAAGCAGGGAGGUUGCUGAGGUGACAGUUAUGAGCGCGUUGAACACAUAUCCAAGACAUUGGAACAUGUCGUCAAUCCUAGCCUAGUUUCAUAAGUGUGGUGAGAGGUGUUCCCGCAGAAAAGGGGUUGGGAGCUGUAACUUGUAAGUUACGGUAGGCUGUGAGCCCUGCUGGUGUGCA
Messenger RNA from Astrephomene gubernaculifera, 2221 nucleotides. NCBI's taxonomy places the organism in Eukaryota, Viridiplantae, Chlorophyta, Chlorophyceae, Chlamydomonadales, Astrephomenaceae. The record is from the annotation of a GenBank genome assembly.